CCAUCAAAACUUGAAAUUGACUCUGCUACGCCAUUACGUCAUUCUGGCUAACUCGCAUUGCUGUCGAAUUAUUGUCCCUCCAACCUCCGCCCCUACAGUCAUGCUUCAGACAUUGAUGGACUAUUUUGAAAGCAGCCAGACGAAAACCUAUUCUAAAAGUGUAUUUCAUUCACUGCUACAUUAGAAAAGUGUCGUUUUACGUAGACGUAGAAUAAGCGGCUAUACUUCCGCAAUUUGGAGUAGCUAGCUACUGUAUGCAUGGGAGAGAACCAGGGUGAGAGAGGAGAGAAGCUUUGACACCAAGGAAUUGCUGCCCUGUACGCCCAGCACAGCUAGCUGUCUGCAUUGGACUGACCCAUUUAGCGACGCCCUUGCGGAGGAGGAGCCAUGACUGAGGGGGAGGGGCACUUUUACAGCCAGCAGGUGGGUGACUCCACCUUCACCGUGUUGAGGAGGUACCAGCAGCUCAGAGCCAUUGGCUCCGGGGCCCAGGGCAUCGUCUGCUCAGCUCUGGACAAUGUCCUCGGGAUCCCGGUAGCAGUGAAGAAGCUCAGCCGCCCGUUUCAAAACCAGACCCACGCCAAGCGGGCUUACAGGGAGCUGGUGCUCCUCAAGUGUGUCAACCACAAAAAUAUCAUACGGUUGCUGAAUGUGUUCACACCGCAAAAAUCACUGGAGGAGUUUCAAGAUUUGUACCUAGUGAUGGAGCUGAUGGAUGCGAGCCUGUGUCAGGUGAUCCACAUGGACCUGGAUCAUGAGAGGAUGUCCUAUCUGCUCUACCAGAUCCUCUGUGGCAUCCGACAUCUGCACUCUGCAGGCAUCAUCCACAGGGACCUGAAACCCAGCAAUAUAGUGGUGAAGUCCGACUGCACUUUAAAGAUUUUAGACUUCGGGCUCGCCAGGACCGCCUGCACCAACUUCAUGAUGACUCCGUACGUGGUGACCAGAUACUACCGAGCCCCAGAGGUGAUCCUGGGCAUGAAGUACAAAGAGAACGUGGAUAUCUGGUCAGUCGGCUGCAUAAUGGGAGAGAUGGUGAAAGGCAGUGUCAUCUUCCAGGGCACAGACCAUAUUGACCAGUGGAAUAAAGUCAUAGAGAUUUUAGGCACCCCCUCCCAGGAGUUCAUGAACCGACUGAUGGAGACUGUGAGGAACUACGUCAUGAACAAGCCUCAGUAUCCCGGAGUCAGCUUCAGCGAGCUCUUCCCUGACUGGGCCUUCCCAGCUGAAACGGAGCACGACAAACUCAAAACCAGCCAAGCUCGGGACCUGUUGUCCAAGAUGCUGGUUAUCGACCCAGAGUCCCGCAUCUCGGUGCAGGACGCCUUGAACCACCCCUAUAUCCACGUGUGGUACGACCCAGCCGAGGCAGAUGCGCCGCCCCCUCAGAUUUCAGACAAGCAGUUGGAGGAAAGAGAACAUUCCAUUGAACAAUGGAAAGAGUUGAUCUAUAUAGAAGUGAUGGACUGGGAGGAGAGGAACAAGAAUGGGGUACUGAAAGAAGAAGGGUCUGUAGAUGGCAUGGUGAACAGCAGCGCCACGGCCUCGCAGUCGUCCUCCAUAAACGACAUCUCCUCCAUGUCCACGGAGCAGACGCUCGCCUCCGACACGGACAGCAGCUGUGCCGACACCCUCACAGAGACGCUGGAGGAGUAGCCCUGAGAACCCCUUCCUCUCUCUCCAUCUCUCUUUUUCUCGCUCUCUCUCGCUCUCUCUCCCCCUCUCUCUCUCUCUCUCUCUCUC
Molecule: messenger RNA, 1743 nt
Organism: Clupea harengus (Atlantic herring)
Lineage: Eukaryota; Metazoa; Chordata; Actinopteri; Clupeiformes; Clupeidae
Gene: mapk9
Product: mitogen-activated protein kinase 9
Exons: 13
Coding region: 388-1656 (422 amino acids)
Biological process (GO): protein phosphorylation
Molecular function (GO): ATP binding; MAP kinase activity
Source: RefSeq, a predicted model, not a curated record